Molecule: messenger RNA, 870 nt
Organism: Mirounga angustirostris (Northern elephant seal)
Lineage: Eukaryota; Metazoa; Chordata; Mammalia; Carnivora; Phocidae
Exons: 1
Coding region: 1-870 (289 amino acids)
Source: RefSeq, a predicted model, not a curated record
AUGAGCUCCCCCUCCCAUACCCCCAAUCCAUCCCCUACCCAGUCCCCCUCCCAGUCCCGGUCCAACCAUAUCGCCUCUUCCAACCAGCAGGCCUAUUCCAGCUCUGGUGGCUCAGCCCCUUCUCCAUCCCCCACCCGGGGGUCUUCCUCCCGGCCCCCCUCUCACCCUGCCACCCCAUCUGCCUCACAGCCCUCUUCCCGGGCUUCGUCCCUGACCCCCAGCCCUCAUAUCCAACAUGUGCCCCGAGGGUCUUCCCAAAACCCCACUCCACCCACCUCCAAAUCUCCUUCCCAAUCUGGCUUGAAAUCCCUCUCUCGAAACUCUUCCCAAACGCCUCCCGUGCCUAUCCCCCGGUCCCCUUCCCACAGCCCCGCCACCUCAGCCUCCUACAUCGGACCCAUUCGGGGCAUCCCCUCCCACAUCGCCCCCUACGUGCCCCGCUUCCUGAAGGAACCCCCCUUCUUCCAGCCGCCCACCAUACCCCUGCCCCAGAACCAGUGCUUCCCCUGCUCCUUCCCCUGCCCGGCCCGGGAGCCCCCUCCUAUCCCGGACUCUCUCUACUUCCCCCUGCUCCCACCUCCUCCCCACCACCCCCGGGUCAACUGCUCCUUCCGGACCCCUCCCGCCCUGUUCACGCCCCCCUCCUCUCUCACCUACACCCUGCCCACUGAGGUCCUGGUGAGCGGAAAGCCACACGUGGUGCCCACGGUGUUGCCGGCCACCUUCUACACGCCCUUCUCCCGUUACUACCCCCAGCCCCGCCCGCACCGCGCGCACCGCCGCAGGCCCAGUGCCUUUCCCCUCACCUCACUCUCCAACUUGCCCUACGACGGCCCGGGCCGCUCUGUCCACUUCUUCCAUGGGUCCUAG